Molecule: messenger RNA, 479 nt
Organism: Cydia splendana
Lineage: Eukaryota; Metazoa; Arthropoda; Insecta; Lepidoptera; Tortricidae
Exons: 5
Coding region: 42-479 (145 amino acids)
Source: RefSeq, a predicted model, not a curated record
UCAGAAACAGUGAAAUUUGGUCGGCUUUUCUCCUCGGCAUCAUGAGAAAAAUACUUUGUGUUUUAAUCCUUGGCCUCCUGGUAGCACAAAUUUGUGCUAGACCCAAGGACAAAGACAAAGAUGCCGCUGAUAAAGCCAAAGAUGCCGCAAAGGACGCCGCAAAAGAUGGAAAAAAAGCUGCUGAAGAUGCUAAAAAAGAUGCCAAAAAAGGUGCUGAAGAUGUUCUAAAAGGCGCCGAAAAAGCAGCCAAAGAUGCCAAAAAACAUAAACCCACGCCGGCUCCAGGUGAUGAUAACGACGAUGAUGACGACUGUCCGCCGACUACCACGCCUAAACCGCAUCAGCAUCACAGACACCGACAUGGACAUGGCCAUGGCCACCAUGGCCAUAUCGCCGAGGUUCCUAUUAAGAUAGCUGAGGAUAUCGUUGAUGAAGGUUUUGGUUUCAUGGACAGUUUCGCUGAUUCUCUUCCUUUUUAA